Molecule: messenger RNA, 5688 nt
Organism: Pteropus alecto (black flying fox)
Lineage: Eukaryota; Metazoa; Chordata; Mammalia; Chiroptera; Pteropodidae
Gene: KLHDC8A
Product: kelch domain containing 8A
Exons: 7
Coding region: 3732-4784 (350 amino acids)
Molecular function (GO): protein binding
Source: RefSeq, a predicted model, not a curated record
CAGGCCCAUCUGCCAAUCAAUCUUUGCUGCGGAUUUCCCAGCCGGAGCGGCGGGCCAGCGUGUAAAUCAUUCAGAGCCCUCUCUCAGCUCUGCCAGGACAUGGAGCUCUUUUUAAUUAAGAAGAAUGGAGGAUGCUGCUGGAUCUGGGAAUGGCAAUAUUAACUUACUAGUGGGCAUUUAAAGAACUGUGUUUGAGUGAUCCACUGCUGCCUUCCCUGGCCUGUGGCCUCUGCUCUUCUGCAGAGCUGCCCAGGUCCCCACAAAGUCUCUGCUAUCCUCUCCAUUAGAAGGGGUGGAGGAUUAGCCCCCACAGAGGCCCUGUGCCCAGCCUGGUGACCCGGGACAAAUGGACGCAUUUUUGCUUUUAGAAGAAGAGCCAGAAUUGGGAGCCUCCUGUCCUGGCAGCCUGUGGGAAAGCAACAGGGACCCCAGAAAUGUCAGGCCCCAACAGGAAGCGUGAUUAGGCUUCCAGGUGAGUGCCCAAGGUCUACAAGGAGCCAGACCAAUAGCAACAGCUGCAGCUGUCACAAGGCCCCUUGUCCUGGGCUAACUCAAGGGAAUGAGAGGGGUAGCAGCAACACCUCCAGGGGCGGGACCCCAGUGACUGGACCUUGGGUAGCUGGCAGUGCCUAUGAGAGCCGGUGGGGGCAGACUUCUGUGCAUAUGCACUACCCAGAAAAAUGUGAGCAUGUCUGUUGUAGAAUCUGUUGCUUUGUCACUAGCGCUAAAUGAUUCUUUCUCUAGGGCUUCCUGCUCUGUAUGCCCUUAGAAGGAAAGAAUACUCCAGCUGGGAGAGACCUCAAACUGCUGUCUUCUUCCUCUUCCUCCCUUCCAAUUUCACAGGCACAGAAUGGAUAUGACUUGCCUGGAGGUGCAAAGCCCAGUUAGGACAAAAUGUGGGCUGGAACAGAGGUCUCCUGACUCUCAGUCCUGUGUCUUUUCUAUUUCUGGUAUCUCCCAGGGGAGGUGACACCCCAGCCUCUCAGCUCACCUCACCUCAUAUGGGUGUUUGAAUUUUCUGAUGCUCCUAGGCAGGAAAUUCUUCCCCGUUUAUAACCCAGAUCCUCAGGCUUUAAUAUAAGCCCAUUUCCUUUUACAACUUCCUCAAUAAACAUAGGAUCUUUUAGAGAAGGUUUCCCUUCCUUCUGUCACGAUUGUCUUAUGCAUUCAACAGCAGAGGAGUGUGGCUUCCCCAUUCUUUCUUCCCUAAAUUGUGCAACUCCUGAGUCUGAAAAGCAAGAUGAGCCCUUCCCCUCACUCCACCAUCCCAUGCCUGAAAUGCACUUUCCAAUGUCCCGUUUUUUGCCUAAAUAGGCAAGAAGUUGCUCACAAGUGGACAGAUGCAUUCCUUAACUGGUACCCAUUGAGUCCCUCUUGGCUCCAGACAUAAGCCAGGCUCUAGAGGAAAGGAGGAAAAGAGAACAGGGUGGGUAAUUGAAGGAAGGUAGCUAACUCAACUCUACUUAAAGCCACAUGGUCAGAAGGGGGAGCCCUACUGUCUGAAUUCUGCAGAACCCCAGAUGGCCACCCCAGGGUGCCAUGUGAACAGAUGUAGAUUAUGGUUCUGACUGCUGGCACCUGCGUCACAUCAUCUCCAAUCAAGUCCACUUGAGCCCUAAAUCCCUCCUCUGGGCCGAGGUCAGGACUGGAUGGGAGGAGGCCCCAGUGAGGCUCUCCCAUGCGGGGAGGAAUUUCUUCUUCCUUGGUCUGCGGGCAGCCUGAGCCCUAACUGGGUGAGCCAUCCUCGCUGCCCACCUCCGGAAUAUAGCUUCCAGAUGUGGAAUAACGGAGGUGAUUAUCUAAGGGAAGGUCACCAGCUGUUCUCCAGAUUAGAAUGACAUUAGGCCACAGAGGAAAAGGUUUCUGUUCUCUAGGAGGAAAGAUAUCCUGUUCAACACAGAGGCCCCAAAAUAUCUGGAAUCAGGAGGGUGUGGGCCCUAGUAAGGUGCCUACCUUGUGAGGUUGGUGUCUGCUGGUCAGGUGCACUGGCCCGAUCACACACACUCGGAGGUAUGGAAACUGGCCAUCACCAUGGGAGAGAGAAGACCUUGAUAGAGUACCUAGUACCUGCCCAAGAACUACGCCCGGCAUCUCAUGCUCCCACAACUCCAGAAAGUAGAUUUCCUUCUUCCUUUCUUCACAGACGAGAAACUGAGAUUUAGGGAGACAGUGACUUAUUCAGUCACACAGCGAGAGAGUAGCCGAGCCAGGAUUUAGUCCAAUUCCAGAGUCCACACGCUUCCCUGUUCCCACAUGAUCUGUGGGGCGUUGCAGAAAGAGAACUACAGAGAGAAAGGGAUCUCAGCCUCGGGGGGCUCCAGGUGGGUCCCUCCAGCCAGCAUAGGAGCACAGAGGGCGUUCUGGCGGCGCCCACUGACAAGAGGGUAGUUUAGUAUUUCUGUGGAGGGAGAAAGAGCUGCCACAGGAGCGAAACUCCCCUUCUCCCAAAUGUGGCCUACGCUUGGGAUUCCGCCAGUCCCUUGAAACCCUACACACAGUGACUCCGUCCAUGGUCUGCCACGGUGGGACUCUGCCUGGUUUACUGGGAAGAAGCUGCCCUCCCACCCCAACACCCGACUUCUUCAAAACCUACCAGAGUUCGGUUAAGUCAGGCGCCUGCUGAAUAGCCAAUAAAUUCAAUCGAUACUGAGUCAAAGUGUGCAUUUUACUGCAUGUCAAUUAGACCUGAAUAAACCCCAGAUGCGACUUUUUAAUAAAAUACUGAGUGAUUUUUUCUAGGGCUGAGCACCCCUCAACAAGUUUGAUUGAUGCAUCAACAUCACAAAAAUAAAGACUCCAAAGUACCAACGGCUUAAUCUUUAGAGACUUUUAUGAACUUUCCUUCCCCAUUUCCCAAUCCUCCCAAUGCCACCCUGUAAACAAGGCAAGAAGUCAAACACUUUUUAAGAAAGAGAAAUCCAGGCCUGAUGCAAAACAAGGUCUUAGAGCAAGAGGAUUUAGACUUGACGUGAGGAAGAAAUUCCUCACAGGGAAAGUAGUUACACACUUGAAUGGGGAGUGGGGUGUCGGCGGUUACUGGAUCCCAGCCUCAGCUUGGCAUUCCUUAAAGCCCCAGCUUGUUGCAGGAAGCCCAGGCAUGGAAACUGCAGGUGACUCAGAGAAUCUUAAGUGGUGGUUGCUAGGUUACAAGCUUCCUCAAUGCUUACUCAAUGUAAGAACUAAAGGAUGUCACCUGGCUGGGAGGAAGAGCCGUGGGGGAAGGAGUAGGGGGAUGGAGAGAAGCCAGGACUUCCAAAAGAAGCAACUAGGCCAUGGCCUAGAAGCCAUCCUGUUCUUAGUACUUUUCCAAGGGUCUGAAUCCCUAGAUCUCAUGGUCCUCGUGGAGGGUGGCACUUGCAGGAUGUGAGUAUUAGCAGUGUGCGGACUGGGUAAGGACAGAGCGCCUAUCCCCAGCUCCCUACGCCGCCGGGCGGGGGCUCCAGGCUCACGGGUGAUGCGCUGUCCGCGGCUCGCGCGGCGCUGCUCCGCCUGGCCGGGGCCUGGCGUGGACGCCGCGGGACCGCUGAGUCUUGAGGGACCGUGAAGCGCUGGCCGGCGUCGGGGCCCUGGCUGGGAUCCGGCGGGAGCCGGUGCACGGGAGUGAGAUGGAAGCAGCAAAGGGGAGCUUGGAGUAGCGGGCGCCUUCCCCCUACCCCAGGGCUCGCACCUCCACCCGCGCCCUAGCGCUCCGCGUGCGCUGGGGCGCGGCGGGCGGGGCUCUGGGGGCUGCCAUGGAGGUGCCCAACGUCAAGGACUUCCAGUGGAAGCGCCUGGCGCCACUACCAAGCCGCCGGGUCUACUGCUCCCUACUGGAGACCGGGGGGCAGGUCUAUGCCAUCGGGGGAUGUGACGACAAUGGCGUUCCCAUGGAUUGCUUUGAGGUCUACUCCCCCGAGGCCGACCAGUGGACCGCCCUGCCCCCCCUGCCCACAGCCAGGGCUGGGGUGGCUGUUAUCGCCCUGGGGAAGAGGAUCAUGGUGAUCGGGGGUGUGGGCACCAAUCAGCUGCCCAUGAAGGUCGUGGAGAUGUACAACAUCGAUGAGGGCAAGUGGAAGAAGAGGAGCGUGCUGCGCGAGGCCGCCAUGGGCAUUUCUGUCACUGCCAAAGAUUACCGAGUAUAUGCAGCAGGCGGGAUGGGCCUGGAUCUCCGUCCACACAACCACCUUCAACACUAUGACAUGCUCAAGGACAUGUGGGUGUCGCUUGCACCUAUGCCCACCCCGAGAUAUGCUGCCACCUCCUUCCUCCGAGGUUCCAAGAUCUAUGUGCUGGGGGGACGACAGUCCAAGUAUGCGAUCAACGCCUUCGAGGUCUUUGAUAUUGAGACGCGCUCCUGGACCAAGUUCCCCAACAUUCCCUGUAAGCGGGCCUUCUCCAGCUUUGUGACCCUAGAUGACCGCUUGUACAGCCUGGGAGGCCUGCGGCAGGGCCGGCUCUACCGGCAGCCCAAGUUCCUACGGACGAUGGAUGUGUUUGACAUGGAACAGGGGGGAUGGCUGAAGAUGGAACGCUCCUUUUUCCUCAAGAAGCGGCGGGCAGACUUUGUGGCUGGCUCUCUGAGUGGAAGGGUCAUAGUGGCUGGAGGACUUGGGAACCAACCAACUGUCCUGGAGACGGCAGAGGCGUUCCACCCAGGGAAAAACAAGUGGGAGGCCCUCCCGGCCAUGCCCACACCCCGCUGUGCCUGCUCCAGCAUUGUUAUCAAGAACUGCCUCCUGGCUGUGGGGGGUGUCAACCAGGGUCUGAGCGACGUAGUGGAAGCCCUGUGGGUCUCUGACUCCUAGCUGUCCCCGCGCCCAGCGCCUUUGCCCUGGACCAGAUCACUCGACUCUUGACAAGAGGAAUGGUCUUGUCAAAGCAGUUCGGACUACUUCCCAGAUGCCAGCUCUUGUCAGCAGCCAGUGGGGCCAGUCCCUGGGGCUCUAAGUAACCUCCCUCCACCUCCUCACCCUACUGGUCCUAGGAAACUAAGACAUCUCGAAGACUCCGCCAGCCCCAGUCAGAGUUCAGCUGACCUCUAAGGAGAGUCCUCACUUACUGCUCAUGCAGAGAAAGGCGCAGGAGUAUCCGCUACCUCCCCCUCCGCGAGUCCCACCUCUCCCCAUCGCCAGAGCAGCAGGUAGGCAGGUAGGGCGGUUCUGGUCCAGAGGACGGGCAGCUGCUGCUGUCCUUUCCCCAGCUCUCAACUAGUUCAAGGGUCUCUUAGGAUGGAAAAUGGAGAAGGAUAAGCAGGGGUUCCUAAUACCUCUCCUCUCCCUUGGUCUACAUCCCUUCCCCAUCUGGUGGUCAACUGUGGGCCUGCCCUGGAUCUUCCCUGGACACCAUCUAUCUACUCAGCAAGAAUUGGCCUUAGAGCUAGAGGUGGCUGCAUUGGAAGGGCGAUCGUGGACUGGUCCAGGUCAGCAGGCUUGGCCUGGAAGGACCCAUUGCCUUUCCAGGGUCCUUGGUGGGAAUGUGUUGCUGGGGAAGAAGCAGACUCCCAGCCUAGGCUCUGCUCCCCACUCCUCACUCCGUUUCUCCUUCUGCUACCCCUCCCCACCAGAGGCCUGGCCCUUUUGUCACCAAUAGCCCCAGAGUGUUUCUGUGUGAAACCUUCUCAUUUACACUGUGGCAUCGAAAUCCACAAAGGAUGGAUUAAUUGCACUCUGGUUAACAGCAGCAGCACAAUGAUUAAAAUCUAUAUUCCUA